This is a messenger RNA of Bursaphelenchus okinawaensis, 5153 nucleotides long. The record is from the annotation of a GenBank genome assembly. NCBI's taxonomy places the organism in Eukaryota, Metazoa, Nematoda, Chromadorea, Rhabditida, Aphelenchoididae.
AUGGCUUUGGGGGAUUAUUCGUUUGGAGCCAAUUUCUUGGACAGUUUGAAGGAAAAUCGAAUAAAUGAAGCUCAUAUUAAUGUAAGUUCUUUGAAAUUUGGAUUGGUUUUGUCUUUUAGUUCUUCUUAAGCUUUUUACAAGCUAUUUUAAGUAAAAUGGUCAUUGUACGUUUCAAAUUUAGCUAAAUUCCAGAAGUUAUAGAAUUUGGUACCAAGUAUAAUAUGGAAAACCUCAUAACUUUUGUUUUAGGCCACCCUUUCUAAUAAAUUGAAUUUCAGAAGUUGAUGUUUAACAUACAGAAGCUUUGUGACAAGUGGAAGUUAUGUGACAAGCCGCUUGAGGAAGUAGAUGGCGGAUACUAUAUUCACUACGCUGAUUGGAGAGUAAGUUAUAUUCUUUUGUUUGUGUCUUGGUUUUUAGGUAAUGGAAAGCAAGAUGGUUGGGUUCUUAAAUUAGAUAGGAGUAUUGGGUAGAUUCAGAAAGUUAUUUUAGGUCUUUUGUAUUUUUUUGGGAAAAGUUAUAAACGAUUAUAUUAUUGUAGGUAUAGAUGUUGAUGUCAGCUGAAGUUUACGUAAAUUUUGAGAAGGUAAAUUAAAAUACCAUGGUUUUUAUAGUUAGUUUAGGGUAGAAGGAAAACAUAAAAAAUUGUUUAUAGCUUGCGGUUUUGUGGUGAACAGAAUUAUGAAGCAUUAUAUUAUAAUAGGUACAGAAAUAGAUGCCAGUUCACUUUUCAUUAUAUUUUGGUCAUUUAAAUGAAUAAAUUAAGGGUUCUAAAUUUAGCCUGUUGUAUAAUAAGGCUUAUAAAAGUUUUAGGGUUUCAUCGUUAUUUUAAAUAGAGUUAUGGCCGAUUAUCUUGUAGUAGGUAUAGACUUUUUGAUAUUUUUAUAUUAUCUUCAACAUUUUAUCAAGUUAAUAGGAGAUUUCAAAGCCUAUAGUUGUAUAACAUACUAAAAUAAGUUAUUUUAAGAAAAUUUACGAAAACAUGCCGAAAGUCUUCAAACAAACCUGUCCAAUAACCAUUAUUCCUUCGAUGGGAUGUUCAACUCACGAAAUCCGACGACUUUUGACCGAACAUUGCCAAUUAUACAACGGGAUUGAGAGUUUGGGCUUUCGAAACGGUGACAAAUACGAAGGAAAGUUCGACAUUGAUGAGUUAAUGGCAUUCAUUGAAAAAGAAUACGUGAAAAAGAUGCCGCAAUACGAUCAAGCAGUUGAGGAGAGCGCGGUAAGACAUGGUUAAUAUAAUUCUUAAAGUUUAUAGUGGUUUUUUGAUGUUAUUAGGAUAGAAAGGGUUUGAUCAUGACUAUAUAGGGUUGUUUUUGUUAAAAUAUAGAUUUUAGGUAACAAAGCGUUUAUUGAUAUAUGCUUAGUGUAAUAUAAGUCAUGGUUAAUAUAAAUUUUAAGGAUCUUUUUGAUGUUAUUAGACUAUAAAUGGUUUAAGCACGACUAUAUAGGUUUAUUGUUGUCAAAAUGUAGAUUUUAGGUAACAAAAAUAUUUUUUAAGCUAUAUCUAGUGUAAUAUAAGUCAUGGUUAAUAUAAUUUUUGGUAGUUUAAAGUGGUUUUAUGGAAAAUAUAGGUAUAAUAGGGCAUGUAAGAGAUACUCUUUUUCAAAAUUUAAAAUUUUAGAUAACAACUUUUUUCGAUUUUUCUUAAAUUUAGGUAUGUCAAGGGUAAUAUAAGGUCUCCCUAAGUUAAUGUAAGGUAAAAUACGACGCACCAAGCAGUUUUUUAUUAAAAUUCCAGAACUUGAUGCCAGAAUACAUGCGGAUGCUGAAGACAUAUCUCGGCUUUCUAUUACCAUCAUCCUCCAACAUUACUGUAGCUAACGUAGUAGAAACCGGUGUACUGAGUGCGUUGGCAAACUCCCAAACAUCACCAAAUUGGGAAAUGGAACGAUACGAUUGGACGUCAAUUGGCCAGAUCGUCCAUUUACGUCUAUAUUUCGACUUUUUGUCGAGAGGAAACAGCUUGAUCAGCAAGGAGAAUUUCAAGAUUUGCAGGCAUUAUAGAGUAAGAUUUAGUGGUUUUGAGGGGUGGUUUUGCUCUAAAAUGGCGUUUCUUAAAAUUGAUUUUUUUUUUAAAUUAAAAAAAAUUUUAUUAGGUUGUUCAAAAAGUUCUGAGCUUUCUUGUGAUGGCUCAGUUUUUUGAACUACUUUUUUAUCUCACGGGGGGGGCAAGCUGCUUUUUUUUGAAGAAAAAAUUUCUUUGUUGCAAAAACCGACCGGUCGAUCUUGAAAAGUUAAAAUUUACAACACAAUCUAGUAGGCUCUCAGGAUUAAUAAAAUUUGAAUAUAGCAAAAGGAUUUUUUUGAAAUUUUAGGGGGCUGAGAAUUUUUUGAACAACCUGAUAUUCCACACCGGGGGGGUGUGUCAAGCUGGUUUUUUUUAAACAUUUUUUUUAUUUUUUUUUAAUUUUCAGGACUACCAAGGCGAUUCAAAGUACUUUUCCUUCGACUGGACCCAUCAGCGAACCUUUACCGACGCAUUUAUUGAUCGUUUGUUUGAAGUAAUGCAGGGCAAAGGGAUGAUAACUUCAGAGGGAAUGAAUUUCGACGCGUUUUUGAAGUUUCAAAUAAUGCUGGAUUAUAGAACGGUAAGGGACAAAGUUAUGCAAGGACUUUCUGACUGGUUUAUUGGUUUAAAAUUGUGUUUCUGUAAUUUUUUGAAAGAAAAAGGGCAAAAACUGGCUAUUUUUGGCUGUUUUGCUUAUUUUUCGCGUUUCGGCCUGAAUUUUAAUGUUUUUGAUUGAAAAGUGUAAUUAUAUUUAUGUAUAUAAUGUUGGUGAAUACGUUUUAAAUAUUGAAAAUGCAUUUUUUAACUAUUUCGGUUAAUGAAAGUGCAAAAAGUGUAUUUGCCGCCAGCAGGGGUCGAACCUGCGACCUUGGGCUUAUUAGACCCACGCUCUAACCGACUGAGCUAUGGCGGCACGUGUUUCCUCGCGCUUAUUUUUAGCCUAAAGUGGUUUACUUUAACCUAAAAUGACAUUUUUGAUGGCUUCAUAAGAUGUAAAAGUCGAUUUUUAUGUCAAAUUUCGAUUUUUUUUAAAAAAAGUAUAUUAAAAAUGGCAUAAAUCAAAUUUUCAGGCCAAAAAGACCCUACAAUUCUGCUUCGACAUCUUUGAUCGCUACGCCAAAGGCUACAUCGCGCCGUGCGAUAUCAAAUACUUCUUCAACAGUUAUAAAACUGCAUAUCCGAAUGAGGAGAUGCCAGAAGAUUUUCCAGUUUGCUUACCCAAAGACUUUGUUCACACCGAAAUAAUGAUGGCCAAAAUGGCAAGAGCAGGUGAUAAGUAGGUAUUAAUAUUUGUUUUUUAGAAAGUUAAGGCUUUUUUGGUGAUAAAAGGGCAGUCGAGAAUGAUUAGUUUGAUUUUUAAAGAUAGUUUUUGAUUUUAAGAGGAAAAUGAUUUUUUAUUCAUGGGACAUGUUUCGUCGUAUAACCAGGCUUGGACGUAGGGCGUUGCCCCCUGUGCCCGACCCGGCCCGGCCCUGGGGCCGGGCCAGGGCCCAUUUUUACGAUCAAUUACAGGGCCGGGCAGGGCCCAUGAUUCUAAUCGGGCAGGGCUUGCUUCGUGCCCGGUAAUGCCCUGUAAAUGCCCGGUAAUAAUUUUUUCAUAUAUAAAAAAAAAUUAAUUUAAAAUUGUUGAGUGUCUAGCAAGUAAUGUUACUUACCCCACUUCACUCCUGGACAUUUUAGCUCUUUCCGACCUCAUCCCUGAUCCUUUUAUCCCUACCCGACUUCAGCCCCCCCCCCCCUAUUUUAACCCUACCCAACCUCACCCUUGACCCUUUUAACCCUACCCGACCCUACCUUUGACCUUUGUAGCCCUGCCCGUUCCUACGCUACCAUAUUGUACUUAAUAUGCCACACCCUACCAUACAAUACCCUAACAUAUUAUAACAUGCCAUACCCUACCAUACAAUACCAUAUCCUACCAUACCAUAACAUACUACAUAUACCAUACUGUAUCAUAUCUUACCUUAUCCAAUCUUAUACGCACUACUGUGUACUACCCAUAGGUAGGGUAGAGUAGGUAAAUAAAGCAAGAUAAAUGGUAGAAUAUAGACAGGUAGAGUAUGGCAUGCUAUAUAUGUUAGGGCAUUCUAGGAUUUGAUAUGGUAGAUAGGUUAGCAUAUAGUAUGGUAGGGUAUUGCAGGGUCUGGUAUGAUAGAUAGGAUAAGUUAUGAUAUGAUAAUGUAAAGUAUUGUAAGGUUUGGUAUGUUUUGUUUGGUAAGAUGAGUAUGAUAUAGUAAGUAGCAUAGAGCAUGGUAUAGUACAGUAUGGAAUUUUAUGUAGGGUGGGUGUGGUAUAGUAGGGUAGGGUAAUAAAGUCAAGGGUAGGGUUUAGUAAAGCUAAACAGGUCAAAGGUAGACUUGGAUAAAGCUAAAGAGGUCAGAAGUAAGGUUGGGUAGGCCUAAAAAGGUCUGGGGUAAGGUCGGGAAGAGCUAAAAGGAUCACGGGUGAUGUCGGGUAGGGCUAAAAGGGUCAAGGGUGAGGUCGGGUAGGGCGAAAAGGGUCAGGGGUGAGGCCGGAUAGAUAUAAAGCAAUUUAUUUCACUUGUUAUUAGCUUUAUAAACUUAAUUUACAAAUGCCCUGUAAAACCCUGUAAAGCCCUGUAAAUCCCUUUUUCCGGGCCGGGCAGGGCCUGAAAACUAAAACCCUGUACAGGGCCCAAGCGGGCCCGGCCCCUGGGUCGCAAAUUGGGCCCUGCCCUACGUCCAAGCCUGCGUAUAACAUGUCACUUUCCCUCAAAAAUUCAUGAUUUAGGCACUCUAAAUGGUCAUGUAAAAGAAAUAUCGGUAAAAAUAGAUUUUAAAGCUAUACUGAUUACAAUUUUUUUUACUUUUCAAAUUUCACUGUUAUAGAAAAUUACAGUAACCUACCGUAUUUCAGCAUAACCUUUGAUGACAUUUGGGAAUGUGCAAAAUCCCACUCAUCCGGCAACUUUGUUGACUUGAUGAUUCAUCAGCUCGCCAGUCCCGAUGGCUACCUACUGAACGAACGACGUGUGGAUGGAAGCAGCAGUCAGGACCGUGCUGAUGAUACAGUAGCCCCGGAAGAGCCAGAAGCCGAAACUUCAAUUCCACCACCAACUGAAGAAUAUGACUUUUUGAUAGGCGAACCAAAGGCGUUGGACAUCAACGUUUCAACGUGA